AUGGCUAGCGGAACUAAUAAAUCAGCUGCUCAAUUAAUGGCUGACGCCAAUAAAAAAGCUAAAUCAGCUAAUGGUUUUUUUCAACGUAUCAUUGGAACAGGUAGUGGAACAACUGACGAUGCUCGAGAACUUUAUAUUCAAGCUGGAAAUGCAGCAAAAGCUGAAGGUGAUUAUCCAAUGUCGGUUGAAGCUUAUAAACGAGCAUUAGAUUUAAGUACAGAAGAUUAUGAAAAAGCUCAAAUGUAUGAAUCAAUAUCAUCAUCAUAUAAAAUGUUUGAUUUACCUCAAGCUGUAUCACCAUUAACACGUGCAGCUGAAUUACAUAUGAGUCAAGGUAAAUGGACAAUGGCAUCACAAGUAUUAGAAAAAGUUGCUGAAUUAUAUGAACAAAUGAAUGAUCAUGAAAAUAUGAUAAAAUGUUUACGCGAAGCAUAUCGAUUUUUAAAACAAGAAGGACAAAAAGCAGCUGCAAAUAGAACACAAAAGAAAAUAGCUGAAACACUUGUACUUCAACAUCAAUUUAUUGAUGCACAACAAGAAUAUGAAGAAAUGGCUGAUAAAACAAAAGAUGAUGCUAUGCUUAAAUUUACAUCUAAAGAUUAUUGGUUAAGAGCAGCUAUGUGUGCGUUAUGUAUCGAUAUUGAAAAUGCAAAUACAGCACUCAGUCGAUAUUUAAAUGAUAAUCCAUUAUUUGAAGAACGUUCACUUGAAGUUAAAUUAGUUCGUCAAUUAAUGGUUGAUAUUGAAGAACAAAAUAAAGAAGCAUUUUUAAAACAUUUUGAUGAUACACCAUUAACAACAUUACGUGCUGAUCGAAUAUUUCGUUCUAUGAUUGAUGAUAUUGGAAAAAAGAUUAAUGGAGAUGUUGAUCUCAAAUAA
Messenger RNA from Adineta steineri, 879 nucleotides. The record is from the annotation of a GenBank genome assembly. Lineage: Eukaryota; Metazoa; Rotifera; Eurotatoria; Adinetida; Adinetidae.